Molecule: messenger RNA, 1747 nt
Organism: Oenanthe melanoleuca
Lineage: Eukaryota; Metazoa; Chordata; Aves; Passeriformes; Muscicapidae
Product: keratin-associated protein 10-6-like
Exons: 12
Coding region: 105-1625 (506 amino acids)
Biological process (GO): innate immune response; antibacterial humoral response
Cellular component (GO): extracellular region
Molecular function (GO): peptidase inhibitor activity
Source: RefSeq, a predicted model, not a curated record
AUAGCACGACCAGCUGACACAGCAGGCAGCACAACUUCAGCUGCCCUGGCAUUUCAGGCACCCCUGCCACAGACUUUAAACCAAGCCCCAGCUCAGCUCCAGACAUGCACAACAUCCCUGGCAGCACCAUGAGUCCUGGAGUUUUCCUCCUCCUGGGCCUCCUCAUCCUCAGGGCGGAGCCGAUCGUAACACCAGAGAAGGGCGGGGACUCCCAGAAACCGUGGAGGUGUCCGCGGGACUUCAUGCGCUGCUUGCGUCUGGAGGCCCCGCUCUGUGCCAAUGACUCCAGCUGCCCCGCUGGGCUCAAGUGCUGCCACUGGGAGUGCCGGCUGCGCUGCAUCCCCCCGGCAGAAGAGAAGCCCGGUGCCUGCCCGGCAGCAGCCCCCGAGGGACUCAUUGCCCCCUGCUCCUUCCCCUGCCUGGAGGACAAGGACUGCCUGGGAGCGCAGAAGUGCUGCCCGCUGGGCUGCGGCUCUGCCUGCUUGGAACCAGCGCAGGACCAGCCCAAGCCCAGCGAGGGCCCCACGGUGCAGCCAGGAUCAUUCCGGGAGCGGUGCCGAGGGGACGGCGACUGCCCCGACGCGCAGAAAUGCUGCAACAGCAGCUGUGGCCACCAGUGCCUGCCAGGAGUGCCGGCCGAUACCAGCCCUGCCCCAGUCACUCAAAGGCCACUGCAGCACCAGUGGGGUUGCCUCAAUGACCAGGACUGUCCCCCAAACUACGUGUGCUGUCACCAGCUGUGCAGCAGAGACUGCGUGGAAAACAACCAAGGGAAGGACGGAUUCUGCCCAGUUCGCGCCGGGCUGUUCCCCAGUUACAACUGCAGAGCCUGGUGCUGGCACGAUGGCGAGUGUCCCCACGAGGAGAAGUGCUGUCUCCGCGGCUGCGACUAUGUCUGCCUGUCCCCAUCCCAAGAGAAACCAGGCAUCUGCCCGCUGGCUGAAAAGGAUCUGCUGGCUCCGUGUGGCACCACCUGCACCAAGGACUGGCAGUGCCCGGGGGCUGAGAAGUGCUGCAGCAACAGCAGAUGUGGCUACGUGUGCUCAGCCCCUGAACCAGACAAACCCGGUGAGUGCCCAAAGUUGAGGCCACAGCACACAUCGGAGCGGUGCACGGAGACGGAUUCCUGCACCCACGACAGGGACUGCUCCCGGCAGGAGAAGUGCUGCUUCUCCGGCUGCGCCAUGCGCUGCACCCGCCCUGCCCAAGAGCACCCCGGCGAGUGUCCCCAGGCAGAGCCGUGCUGGGACCCGCGGCGCCGGCGCGGCAGCCACUGCCUGGAUGACAGCGUCUGCCGGCGAGAGGAGAAGUGCUGUGACACCGGCUGUGGCUGGGAGUGCAUGGCCGUGCCCAGAGACAGCGGGGACAAAGCUGAUGGCCAGUGUGUGGAGGAGUGCCAAGCUGAUUCACAGUGUCCCCGGGGACAGCGAUGCACCAGCAUCGGCUAUGGCCACGUCUGCAUGGACAUCCCUGGAGGCAGAGUGGGAGUAUGCCCCAUCCCCAGGGAGGGGGGCACGUGCUUGGACCUGUGCAACUUCGACGAGGAGUGUCCCUGGGGCCACAAGUGCUGUAGUAAUGGCUGUGGCCACGUCUGCAUGCCAGCCUCCCUGCAAGAUGCUGUGUGAUGGGAGAGCAGCUCCUCUGCAGCAGGAAGAUGCUUUCAUUAGGGGACAUGGGACAGUCAUGAGCCCCAGCUGGCCUGUCCCCUCCCCACUACCUCCAGCAAUAAAGUGUGUGCUUAACUGCC